Drosophila innubila is the source of this 2014-nucleotide messenger RNA. Its product is annotated as E3 ubiquitin-protein ligase KCMF1. Bases 164 to 1660 code for a protein of 498 amino acids. Lineage: Eukaryota; Metazoa; Arthropoda; Insecta; Diptera; Drosophilidae. Gene Ontology annotation, molecular function: zinc ion binding. The transcript has a single exon. Gene Ontology annotation, biological process: synaptic signaling. The record is from RefSeq and is a predicted model, not a curated record. Gene Ontology annotation, cellular component: plasma membrane.
UUUCGUAUGUAUUUGCAGUAUUUAAGUGAAAGCGUUGUGUGCAUAAGUUUAUGGACGAAAUAUCCCAUAUAUCUUAAUAUUUCCUGAUUUGGGUGAGCGUUUAGUUUUGGCUGUUGUUUCCGAUCUGAUCGAAGGGUCUGAUCCGGUCCCAAACGAUAGUAACAUGAACCGUCAUGAGAACAUUGUGUGCAAGAGUUGCGGCAAACUGGAUUUUACUGGUCGCUGUUAUCGCUGCCUGAGUUGCCAAGACUUUAACAUGUGCGCCGAGUGUUAUGAUAGUGACUUUACCACCCCUCAGCAUCCGUUCGAUCAUCCGGUGAAGUGCGUCUUAACGGCGGCCGAUGUAGAGCUUUAUUUUGGUGGCGAAUACCUGAAUGAUCCGCCGCAGAGUUAUAGAUGUCCAUACUGUAAGCAAUGGGGUUACAAUGAGUCCACAUUUCUGGAGCAUGUUUCGGCAGAGCAUGUAGGUGCCAGUACGUUGCUCGUGUCCACAAUGGUUACCCUCUUUGAGCAGCAACAGGCAGUUCGCCUAUUCCUGGAGGAUGAACAGCUGGCAGUGUUUGCAUCCGCUGCCACCUCUCGAAACGAGCUAAUGAGUCGCAAUGAAGGUUCACUUGAAUUAUAUCUGGAGCCGUUGAAUCCAAAUGGAAGCUAUCAGCGGGAUCAUCCAGUGGUCCCCCUGACCUUUCGAGUUUCUAAACCUGGCGCUGUGGAGGUCGCUCCAUGGGUGGCCGAAAACGGCGCAUUGUCGGCAUCGAAUAGCAACCACAACGUGGACAAUAACUUUCUGAUACCUGAUCCUGUGCGUCGUCAAUCGUUGUUAGAUCGAGCCCGUCACCGUUUGAACCUUGACCGGCCACCAUUGCCGCUGCAACAACAACAGCAGCAGCAGCAGCUGAGCCCCGCCCAUUCCACACUCUCUGAUAUGAUGCGAUUUAAUGAACCGCUGCCCACCAGUCGACCUAAUCGGCUCAGCAACUUUCGCGCUAUAUCAAAUCAAUCGCCCAAUCAAACCGCCAGCGGACGGACCAUCAAUCUUUUUGGGCCUAAUGCGGCGGCAGAGAAUGUACGACGUACCUUCUACCCGCCCGGUGAGAUAUCGAGAUCGCGUACUCAACGACAUCGUACUCCUCGAAUGCAGAUGGAGGGGUUUCCGGCCAGUGGUGUUAGGCAGGUGCAUGUGCAGCGUUUAAGAGGUGGACCUGGUGCUGGACAGGCUCCUGGACCCGGUCCUGGUCAGCGGCUUGUUGAAUUUAGUGAGCUGGCCCAUGGGACACCUGAUCUGAUAAAUCAAAAUUUGUCAACCGGUCAGGUUUUGUUACGCACCAUCGAGGAAGAGGAAUUGCAGCAACAGCAGCCAUCAACAGAGGGCAAGCAACUGGAGCAAGAGCGUGAACGUUUCCUUUGCUAUCCAUUUUUGUCAUCAUCGUCCAGAUCGUUGGGUCCACCCGAAGAGCGAAUCUCAUUUCUGGUUCAACGUGCAGAAUUUGUUGCCCAGCUGUUUGCCUCGGUGCUCUGCGAGGAGGACCUAUCCAUUGGCAUUACAAACCCCAUAUUAAAAGAGUCUGAAACUACACACAAGUUUCGUAAUCGAUCCACCAGCGAGUUUGUUGGAGCCGGCGAUUCGGAACUGGAUCUGAAGCACACUACAAAAUGCUAACAUACAUACCUCGAUAUUUUUUUCGUUUUUCGGGUUAUCCAGAAAAACUUUCGUUUAAUUUUUUACUAGGCACAAAUUUUGGAGUCUCCGCCGUUUUCAACACUUUCGGACCAAAUCGCUGACACUACUGUUAGUCAAUCAAAUUGCAAUUGUCAUAAGUAUUUGCGUUUUAAGUAUGGGUUUUACCUAACCAAGUAACCCAAUGUAUUAGACGGAACAUAUCAAAUAUAGAUGCUUACAAGCAGAAACCUUGAUGCCCAAUAUCAGUAGUUUAUCGAAAUCGUAAUUGUAAUUGGGUUUUUUUUACUUUUUAUUACAAUCGAUAAAAGAGAAAUAAAACAAAUAGCUCUCCGA